UGAAUACUUCACUUGAGCCAGUAAAUACAAACACAAAGUCAACACAAAGUUCAAGUUCACACGCUGGACUGGACCUUGUUGGACUGGACAGUUCUGUCGGACAUCUCAGGUCCUUCUCUUCGUCUAGUUUUCUCUUGAAUUAAGAAAUUAUACAGGACAUUAUAAUGGCCAACGUGCCAGGAGCAAUCGCCAACAAAAACAAAAAGCACUUUCUUGGUGUGCCGGCGCCGCUGGGCUAUGUGGCUGGCGUAGGCCGUGGUGCCACUGGGUUCACAACCCGUUCUGACAUUGGUCCUGCCAGAGAUGCGAACGACGUCUCGGACGACAGACAUGCGCCACCAAGUAAGCGGAAGAAGGGAAAAGAUGAAGAUGAGGAGGACGAGGAAGACUUGAACGACUCCAACUACGACGAGUUCUCUGGCUACGGAGGCUCGCUCUUCAGUAAGGACCCUUACGACAAGGACGAUGAAGAAGCCGACGCUAUUUACGAAGCCGUCGACAAGAGGAUGGAUGAAAAAAGAAAGGACUACAGGGAAAAGAGGCUCAGGGAGGAACUGGAACGGUACCGCCAGGAGCGACCCAAAAUCCAGCAGCAGUUCAGCGACCUGAAACGGAAUUUGGUUGAAGUGUCCGAGGACGAAUGGAGAAGCAUUCCCGAAGUGGGCGACGCGCGCAACAAGAAGAUACGCAAUCCCAGGGCUGAAAGGUUCACCCCGCUGCCUGAUUCUGUCUUGUCCCGGAACCUCGGCGGUGAAAACACAAGUUCCAUCGACCCCACAAGCGGCCUAGCAUCGGCCAUUCCAGGGACGGCCACUGGAAUGCUCACACCUACUGGGGACCUUGACCUGCGGAAGAUUGGUCAAGCCAGGAAUUCGCUCAUGAACGUCAAACUGAGCCAAGUGUCCGACUCGGUGUCCGGUCAGACGGUGGUUGAUCCCAAAGGGUACUUGACAGAUUUACAGUCAAUGAUCCCUACCUACGGAGGAGACAUCAAUGACAUCAAGAAGGCACGGCUGCUCUUAAAGUCUGUGCGAGAGACCAACCCAAACCAUCCACCAGCCUGGAUUGCUUCAGCCAGGCUUGAAGAAGUCACCGGCAAAGUCCAGGCUGCUAGAAAUCUUAUUAUGAAGGGCUGCGAAGUGAAUCAGAAUUCAGAAGACCUUUGGUUGGAAGCCGCCCGCUUGCAACCACCAGACACAGCAAGGGCAGUUAUUGCCCAGGCAGCCAGGCAAAUCCCAACUUCAGUCAGGGUUUGGAUCAAGGCGGCCGAACUUGAGACAGAGCUCAAGGCCAAGAAGAAAGUCUUCAGGAAGGCCCUCGAGCACAUCCCCAACUCUGUCCGUCUCUGGAAGGCGGCUGUUGAGUUAGAGGAACCGGAUGAUGCGCGAAUUCUGCUUAGCAGAGCUGUUGAGUGCUGCCCGACAAGCGUAGACCUUUGGCUAGCCCUGGCCAGGCUUGAGACGUACGAGAACGCCAGGAAGGUACUGAACAAGGCGCGAGAGAACAUCCCGACAGACCGGCAAAUCUGGACAACAGCUGCCAAGCUGGAGGAGGCAAACAACAACAGUCACAUGGUGGAUAAGAUCAUAGAGAGGGCGGUCAUGUCAUUGACCUCAAACGGGGUUGAAAUCAGCAGGGACCAGUGGUUCAAAGAAGCCAUUGAGGCUGAGAAGGGUGGUUCAGUGCUUACAUGCCAAGCCCUGAUCAAGAGUGUCAUUGGCCAUGGCGUGGACGACGAGGACCGCAAGCACACUUGGUUGGAGGACGCCGAGUCCUGUGCUAACCAGGGCGCCAUCGAGUGUGCAAGGGCUGUGUACGCCCACGCCCUGGCCGCUUUCCCCAGCAAGAAGAGCAUCUGGUUGAGGGCAGCUUAUUUCGAAAAGGCGCAUGGCACCAGAGAAACCCUCGAAACCCUUCUGCAGAAGGCCGUUGGUCACUGUCCUCAGUCGGAGGUGCUGUGGCUGAUGGGCGCCAAGUCUAAGUGGUUGGCAGGAGAUGUGCCUGCCGCCCGAGGAAUUUUGUCACUGGCCUUCAGGGCCAACCCCAACUCUGAAGAAAUUUGGUUGGCGGCCGUGAAACUCGAGUCGGAGAACAACGAGUACGAGAGGGCCCGAAGGUUGUUGGCUAAGGCUAGGGCCUCUGCGCCAACGCCAAGGGUCAUGAUGAAGUCGGCCAGGUUGGAGUGGGCCCUGCAGGACCUAAAGUCGGCCAUGAACUUGCUCGAGGAAGGCAUCGCCAAAUUUGCAGACUACCCAAAGCUGUGGAUGAUGAAGGGCCAAAUCGAGGAGCAACAGAGCCGCUUGGAUGACGCCGUUGCUACUUACAAUCAAGGUCUGAAAAAAUGUCCACACUCAACCGUGUUGUGGAUUCUGUUAGCCAAUCUGGAGGAGAAGAGGGGUCAUCUUACAAAGGCAAGGUCUGUGCUCGAGAAGGGCCGACUGAGGAAUCCAGGCAACGGAUCGCUUUGGGUCGAGGCCAUCAGGGUAGAGAUCAGGGCCGGCAUGAUGGCCAUUGCCAACUCAAUGAUGGCCAAGGCUCUGCAGGAGUGUCCGACAGCCGGCGUGCUCUGGGCCGAGGCCAUCUUCAUGGAGCCGAAGCCUUCUAGAAAGACAAAGAGCGUGGACGCGCUGAAAAAAUGCGAGCACGACCCCAUUGUUUUGCUGGCCGUUUCCAAACUCUUCUGGACUGAGGGCAAGUACCAGAAGUGCCGCGAAUGGCUAAACCGCGUCCUUAAGCUGGACUCUGACCUCGGAGACGCCUGGGCCUACUAUUACAGACUGGAAGUGCUGCAGGGCACUGAGGAUUCGAGGUCUGAGGUCAUGAAGAGGUGUCUUGCCGCUGAGCCGCAUCAUGGAGAGCAUUGGUGUAAAGUGUCCAAGGAUAUACAAAAUUGGAAAAUGCCUAUGGACGAAAUUCUACUCGCAGUGGCCCAGAUGGUACCUUUGCCCAUGUAAUUGUAGAUUUUUUUUAUCGUGAAUUAAAUAAAUUUAGUGAUUAUAAUAAUAAUAUUUGUAAAAUUAUUCUACUACAAAGAGCU
Messenger RNA from Neocloeon triangulifer, 3037 nucleotides. RefSeq names its product pre-mRNA-processing factor 6 (gene Prp6). Bases 165 to 2954 code for a protein of 929 amino acids. NCBI's taxonomy places the organism in Eukaryota, Metazoa, Arthropoda, Insecta, Ephemeroptera, Baetidae. Gene Ontology annotation, molecular function: protein binding. The transcript has 3 exons. The record is from RefSeq and is a predicted model, not a curated record. Gene Ontology annotation, cellular component: U4/U6 x U5 tri-snRNP complex; catalytic step 2 spliceosome. Gene Ontology annotation, biological process: mRNA splicing, via spliceosome; spliceosomal tri-snRNP complex assembly.